Durio zibethinus is the source of this 3078-nucleotide messenger RNA. The record is from RefSeq and is a predicted model, not a curated record. Lineage: Eukaryota; Viridiplantae; Streptophyta; Magnoliopsida; Malvales; Malvaceae.
AAUACCCGAGCAGGUUUUCUCGUACCAAAUUAUCGCAUCAUUUAGCAAUGUUCCAGUUUCCAUCACUUGAUCAACGCAUUUCCUGUCCGUAGAUGUAAGGCGAAAUGUAGAAUCUAGAAGAAUGACUUUGGCCUUCCUAUGAUUUUAGCCAUACGAUUUAAACAACAAAGAAACAGUAAUACUAGAAACAUUGUCGACGGAGACAAUUUUCGAUGUAAACCUCGAGUCCUCCACGGCUGUAUAUCUGACACUACCCAGCUGGCCAGCGAUGAUCCGAUUAACCAACCUUUUCCAAUGCAGGUUGGCCAUUCCGUAGCAGUACCGACUCUGUUUUCAUAGCUGGCAUUUUGAUAAGACAAAAUCAUUCAAAGCCACAAGAAUUCACGUUGAUGUUAACAGAAAAUGUGAACAAAAAAACCAAUCUUUAGUAAUAGUAACCUGUUGAUAAUGAUGAAAACUGAAAAGUUUUCUCUUCCUUUCCCAUAUCCAUUUUUUCAUGCUAAACCAAAAAACCAAAACCACGUUAAAGUAGAACAGUCAACCUUCCAGACGCAUUCGUUAAAAUAGAUUCCAAUCUUUACUUUUUUCUUUUUUUCUCUCUAAAGUUCCAUUUUUCAGAACAAAGUUUAAACCUUUGGCCAAGGGCCUGUUGUAAUUCUACAUCUAGCUUUUCUCAGUCCCGGAAACACCUCUCACUCUGAAAAAAUAUACGAUUUUUUUACAAAACCGUCAAAACCCUGCCACACCUUGGGUUCAUUAUUGUUAACAGACCAGGUCGGGACCAUGAACGAAGGGGGCUUAGCCACCACAAAAGGUGGCUUGGGAAGCGGCUUAGUUGGUGUUCAGAUCAAUCAAUCCCGAAGGCUCCCAGAUUUUCUUCAAAGCGUUAAUCUCAAGUACGUAAAAUUAGGCUACCACUAUCUAAUUUCCAAUCUUUUAACCCUUUGUUUUAUACCUCUAAUCGCGGUGGUUUCAAUGGAAGUUUCUCAAAUGAAUCUCGAUGAUUUACUCCAGCUAUGGGUUAACCUUCAAUACAAUCUAGUCAGCAUAAUCAUUUGCUCUGCUAUUUUAGUCUUCGGGUUAACGGUCUAUAUCAUGUCCCGACCCAGAACUGUUUACCUUGUCGAUUAUUCUUGUUACCGUCCUCCUGAUCCUCUUAAAGCUCCCUAUGGUCGUUUCAUGGAGCACUCUAGGUUGACUGGUGAUUUUGAUGAAUCGUCUCUCGAGUUCCAGCGCAAGAUUUUGGAGCGUUCGGGGCUCGGAGAAGAGACUUAUGUGCCUAAAGCAAUGCAUAAUAUUCCUCCAACGCCGUCCAUGGCGGCAGCGAGGGAAGAAGCUGAGGAGGUUAUGUUUGGGGCAUUGGAUAUUCUUUUCCGGAACACGAAUGUCAACCCCAAAGAUAUUGGUAUUCUUGUUGUGAAUUGUAGUUUGUUUAAUCCAACGCCUUCAUUGUCGGCUAUGAUUGUGAAUAAGUAUAAGCUAAGGGGAAACAUUAGGAGCUUUAAUUUAGGUGGGAUGGGGUGUAGUGCUGGGGUGAUUGCAGUAGAUCUUGCCAAGGAUAUGUUGCAGGUGCAUAGGAAUACGUAUGCUGUUGUUGUGAGCACUGAGAAUAUUACUCAGAAUUGGUAUUUUGGGAAUAAGAAGUCUAUGUUGAUACCUAAUUGUUUGUUUCGAGUUGGGGGUUCAGCUGUUUUGCUUUCGAAUAAGUCCAAGGAUAGGAAGCGAGCUAAGUAUAAGCUUGUUCAUGUGGUGAGGACUCAUCGUGGAGCAGAUGAUAAGGCAUUUAGGUGUGUGUAUCAGGAACAGGAUGAUACAGGGAAGACGGGUGUUUCACUGUCUAAAGAUUUGAUGGCAAUUGCUGGAGGUGCACUAAAGACCAAUAUCACUACGUUGGGUCCUCUUGUGCUACCAAUCAGUGAGCAGCUUUUGUUUUUCACAACUUUGUUAGUGAAGAAAUUGUUCAAUGCCAGUGUCAAGCCUUAUAUUCCCGAUUUCAAGUUGGCAUUUGAUCAUUUCUGCAUACAUGCUGGUGGGAGGGCUGUGAUUGAUGAGCUAGAGAAGAAUUUGCAGCUGCUACCGAUACAUGUGGAGGCUUCUAGAAUGACUCUCCAUCGUUUCGGAAAUACUUCUUCAAGCUCCAUUUGGUAUGGAUUGGCGUACAUUGAGGCUAAGGGGAGGAUGCGGAAGCGCAACCGUGUAUGGCAAAUUGCAUUUGGAAGUGGCUUCAAAUGUAAUAGUGCAGUCUGGGAAGCACUUCGGAAUGUAAAACCAUCUAGUAAUGGUCCUUGGGAAGAUUGCAUUGAUAACUAUCCUGUGAAAAUAAGCACCUAGCUGAGCAACAUUUUUGAGUUGGAUUCUACAUUCAGACAGUGUAUUCAUUGGAAGGCAGACCGCUAUAUUUUGCUCUAUCGGAUUCUUGACGUGUACUUUAGUUGUCAAAUGUGGUUACCUUUGUGUUCCAAUUUUUUUUUUUUGCAUCUGCAUGCAUGUCUGGAGUCCUAUCAUGGGAGACUUGCUCAUUUUGUGCUAUAAUUCUCCAUGCAUUUACUAGUCAUUAACCUAGUUGAGAUUAAUACUCAUUGAAAGUUUCAUCAAUGUGCCAUCAUUGCAUUUCAUCUUUCUUUGCCAUUUAAGUUUUUUUCCUUUUCUUUUUACCUUAUAGACAUACAUUUAUUGGAAUUAUUGGUGAGUGGGCAUUAGUUUUUUUACAGAUACAUCAUACAUGGCAUUGCUGUUGUCUAGACGUGCCUAUCAGUCAUUUAUAGGUUGUGAUUGGAUGGGGACCAAGGAGUAAAAAAAAAAAAAAAGGAAAAAUCUUGAAACAUGAUAAAGACCGUAUCGAACUAUAGUUACUCAUUACUAAGGUUUUAGUAUUUCCUGCCUUACGGCGAAGGGUAUCUAACAUCGUCAUUUCGGAACAGUUUUGUUCAAGGAACAUUUCAGUCCACUAUUAGACAAUUACUCCUACUCAAAAUUUAACGUUAAAAGAUUUAGACAAACUGGGAUGAAAACUUAACAAUGAUAACGUUUCUUGACACUGAAUUGAUCAUUUGUAGUUGUUUAAAGACCAAGUUUCGA